This is a messenger RNA of Cheilinus undulatus (humphead wrasse), 1827 nucleotides long. Its product is annotated as solute carrier family 2, facilitated glucose transporter member 1-like. Bases 25 to 1467 code for a protein of 480 amino acids. The transcript has 9 exons. NCBI's taxonomy places the organism in Eukaryota, Metazoa, Chordata, Actinopteri, Labriformes, Labridae. Gene Ontology annotation, biological process: response to insulin; monosaccharide transmembrane transport. Gene Ontology annotation, molecular function: hexose transmembrane transporter activity. Gene Ontology annotation, cellular component: basolateral plasma membrane; apical plasma membrane. The record is from RefSeq and is a predicted model, not a curated record.
UACCACCAGUUGACACCCCAACUGAUGAUGGCUGCGGGGACGGCUGUGAUUGGCUCCCUGCAGUUUGGCUACAACACCGGCGUCAUCAACGCCCCUCAGACGAUCAUUGAACACUUCUACAACGAGACGUGGCACAGCAGGUUUUCAGAGGAAAUCUCCCAGCCCACACUAACGGCCCUGUGGUCGCUCUCCGUGGCCAUCUUCUCCGUUGGAGGGAUGGUUGGCUCUUUCUCUGUCGGGCUCUUCGUCAACCGCUUUGGCAGGAAGAACUCCAUGCUCAUGGCCAACGUGCUCGCCUUCGUUGCUGCUGCAUUUAUGGGGUUCUCCAAACUGGCUGGAUCCUUUGAGAUGCUCAUCAUUGGACGUUUCAUCAUCGGCCUGUACUCAGGCCUGUCCACUGGCUUUGUGCCCCUGUACGUGGAGGAAAUCUCCCCCACAUCAGUCCGUGGAGCAUUGGGCACUCUGCACCAGCUUGGCGUAGUGGUUGGCAUUCUCCUGGCACAGAUCUUUGGGAUUGAGGACAUCAUGGGAAACGCCACUCUGUGGCCUCUCCUUCUGAGUUUCACCGUGCUGCCCGCCAUACUGCAGUGCAUCCUGCUGCCCCUCUGCCCGGAGAGCCCCCGGUACCUCCUCAUCAACUGCAAUGAGGAGAGCAAAGCCCGCGGCAUCCUGGUGAAGCUGCGGGGCACUGAUGAGGUGAGCGAGGACAUGCACGAGAUGAAGGAGGAGAGCCAGCAGAUGAUGAGGGAGCCAAACGUGACCAUCCUCGAGCUGUUCCGUUCCCCAGCGUACCGCCAGCCCAUCUUUGUGGCCAUCAUGCUGCAGCUCUCACAGCAGCUGUCUGGUAUCAACGCGGUGUUUUACUACUCUACUGGGAUCUUCCAUCGGGCAGGUGUGUCCCAGCCGGUCUAUGCAACCAUCGGUACUGGUGUGGUCAACGUGGCCUUCACGGUGGUUUCUUUAUUUGUGGUGGAGCGGAUGGGCAGGAGGCCUCUUCACCUUGUCGGCUUGAUGGGAAUGGCGGUCUCUGCAGUUUUUCUGACUAUUGCUAUGGCGCUGUUGGACCAUUUCAGCUGGAUGUCCUACAUCAGCAUUUUGGCCAUCUUCAGCUUUGUAGCCUUCUUUGAAAUCGGCCCGGGGCCCAUCCCUUGGUUCAUCGUGGCCGAGCUCUUCAGCCAGGGUCCCCGACCUGCUGCCAUUGCAGUCGCUGGUUUCUGCAACUGGUCUGCCAACUUUUUAGUGGGGAUGUGCUUCCAGUAUGUGGAGCAACUGUGCGGUCCGUACGUCUUCAUCAUCUUCACCGUCCUGCUGCUCGGCUUCUUCGUCUUCACAUAUUUCAAGGUGCCCGAGACAAAAGGCCGAACCUUUGACGGGAUCGCCGCAGGUUUCCGCCAGUCAUCGGGUGCUGACAAAUACUCCGCUCCUGAAGAGUUCAACACCCUGCGGGGGGAGGACCCUGACCUCUGAAACCUGCCGUACACUCACUCUUUGUGCAGGAAAGCUACGUUUUCACACACGGGGUAAACUUUUAGGGCACUACUGUCAUGUUUCCCCCGUCUGUGAGCCAAUGUUAGAGUGUUACAUAAGAGCUGUAGUCUUCCUGCUGACUGUGGAAUGAUGGAUGACAUGACUGAGCAUUUCUCUGUUAGUAAACAGGAGACUGUAGUCUAGGAAGUUUGUUUUCGACAUCUGCCACAGCAGCAAAAACAACACCCAUGGGUUUUUUAAAAUGACACGUGCAAAACUGAGCAGUAGAAGUGGAAUGAAAUGUUUUUAAUAGCUAUUUAUCCUCAGGAAAAGUGAGUGUCCUGUUUGUGUAAUCAUAGA